Recurvomyces mirabilis is the source of this 228-nucleotide messenger RNA. RefSeq lists its product as uncharacterized. The coding region runs from base 1 to 228 and encodes 75 amino acids. The transcript has 2 exons. The record is from RefSeq and is a predicted model, not a curated record. NCBI's taxonomy places the organism in Eukaryota, Fungi, Ascomycota, Dothideomycetes, Mycosphaerellales, Teratosphaeriaceae.
AUGUCCGCCUUCCUCAAAGCAUCCGGCGUCCUUGCCACCCUCGGCGCAGCUGGCUACGCGACCUCCUGGAGCAUGAAGCACAGCGCCUCUGACUUCUCCGCCAAUGCGCUCGCGGCUGCUGAGCACGGCGCCACUGAGCUGUCCGCUGCUGUCAAGCCCAAGCUCCCAACAAACUUCUUCCAAUACACCGUCGGCUCGUACAAGAUCAGCAAUGCGCGUGGGAUCUAG